AUGCCCUUCCCAAACAUUCCAGUUGAUCUGUUUGAGUGCAUACUGGACCAUCUUACGCCGUCGGACUUGGUUGCUCUUACUCAAGUCUCAAAGCUGUUCAAUGCCUUUAUAGUCCCACGGCUAUACUUUCACACAGUACUUAAGAUCGAUUCACUUGAUCACAAGUCAGUUAAGGAAGACCAACCCAAUUAUGAGGUUUGGCUGGAAGCUCUUAGAGGACUCGUGUCAAACUCACAAAAGCAAUGUGAGAGUGUGCAUAAGCUCACUAUCUGCGGAGAGUACGCUUUCGGAGAAAAUAAGUCAAAGCAUGGGAUCGAUCGAACCAUAGUUUCCUCUAGGUCACAAAACAUUCAAGGAGCUGUAUCCUCUCUCGUUAACUUCCUGCUGGAGAUGGCGCUCCCAAAGAUGACCCAGUUGAUCGACAUAGAGUGGUUGUCAGGAUUUCGGCCCUCGAACAGAAUCUUCGAGGAACUGUCGCUAUGUCCGCUAAGAUCUCUUUCCUUUAACGCCGGGUUGAUGGUUAACUAUCAUGUCCAAGAAAACAUGUUUCGCUAUGCAAGCUUGAACCUUCAAAGGCUUGAUUGGGAUGGAAUCGAGUCUCUGCGCCUUUUCAACCUCAAUGACCUCGAAAGCAUUGGAUUCAUAGCUCGACUAAUUCGACAUGCAGGAGGCCAACUCAAAGACCUUCAGUUUCAUUUCUCACUACCUUUCCCCAGGGACAAAGAACAGGAUAUUCCUCCACUUGAUGCCACUGCGUGGCUUCUUGGUGAACUUGGCCAGGCUCCCCAGCCAAGGCAGCUCCAAGCACUAGGCAUAUAUGAAUCCGGAAAGGUCGACCUUACAUUCUUGUUUCAUAUCUUUGAUGUUUCAGUCCUUGAACACUUCACUUUUAUGCCUCACUGGGGUGAUUUUUCAGAAACUUCCGGAGUGUGGAGUGAACUGCACAAACGUGGGGUUAAAUUGAAGUCUGUUAUGGCUGACCACCAGGGGGAGGGAAUGGAAGCUUACUUUUCAUCCUUUGAAGGACUGAGGGAGCUGUUCCUGCAAUAUGUCGAAACAAACCUGGCUGUUUCCCCCUUAUGUGCCCGACACUGGAGCACUUUAAGGACAAUCUUUCUGCCCCAUAAUCAGCAUGCCAUGGAAGACCUUGGGGCUAUCAUCCAGAACUGCACUGGUCUUAAAGAGCUUGGUAUGAUGCUUUACACGUCAAGCAUACACACCAUCUACAAACUCUUCGAACAAAGCCGCUUGCAGUCGGUAUUCUUCUACAUAAGCUCCCCAGAUCCAAACCCAAACCGACCCGUCCACAAUGCUGAGAUAAUGUCCCCAAAAAACUUCAUCAAACGCUUUGUAGAGUACUUUGCAGGCAGCCCACGUCGACAGCGCCCACAAAACUUUUCCACCUUCUACCAUGGCCUCAAAAGGAUCUCGUAUCAUGACUCCUUGUGGGUAAUGACGCCGACCAGUGAAGUGUUCAUCGAAGGGUCCACUUAUGAUUACAUAGCUCGGGGUAAUCACCCGAAGAGAGUCAAGAUUCACGACACAGGCAUGAUAGCCACAGUUAGAGAGGUGAACCAGUUUGUGCUUAAUGAGUUUAGGGAGAAAGGUGUGCGCCUGCUGCCGGUCCGUGUUCAAUGGAGCAAGUACAGGGGUGAUAAGACCGUCGAGAGGCUUAUCGACUAUCUCAUAACAAAGCACCCGGAACGGACUGCGCAUCCUUAUGCGCAGGCAAAUCGCUUCGUGGAGCCGCGGUUAAGAUAUUAA
Coccidioides immitis RS is the source of this 1764-nucleotide messenger RNA. RefSeq lists its product as uncharacterized. Bases 1 to 1764 code for a protein of 587 amino acids. Lineage: Eukaryota; Fungi; Ascomycota; Eurotiomycetes; Onygenales; Onygenaceae. The record is from RefSeq and is a predicted model, not a curated record. Gene Ontology annotation, molecular function: protein binding. The transcript has 4 exons.